AUCUGAAGAUGCCAUUUAGCCAGGCAGCCAAGAUAGUGGCCCUCCGUCCUGCCCUGGAGGCCCUGAAUAUCAGAGCUACCACAGAUCCUGAGGGCACUGCACAACCCAUGCCACUGGAUGAGCAACUGAUGCAGGUGUUCAGGGCGCUGUCCAGGCCAAAUGCUGGCAGCUUUGGAGUGGAGAAUAAUUACUCUGGGAAAGAAACGGCAGCAGGUGGCCCAGGAUUUGGCCCACCACCUCCAAAAAGGUUCCACUCGGGUCCUGGAGGGGGACCUAGAUUUGGAGGAGGACCAAGAUUUGGAGGUGGAUUUGGUGGCCGAGGGGGAGGAUUUGGAAGAGGUGGAUUCCGAGGAGGAAGAGGCGGGUUUGGUGGAGGAAGAGGUGGAUUUGGAGGUGGAUUUCCCAGAGGAAGGGGUGGAUUUAGGGGUGGAUUCAACAGAGGAGGAUUUUAAUAUUUUGAACAGGGGUGUGAAAUAAUAUGUGAAAACUUUAAUGUGAGAGAAACUGCCUGCUAAUGGAUAUUUCAGUGGAUAUUUCAAAUGUGUAUUAUGAAAACGUUUUUCAUAGUUUUAAACAAUUCAUAGGCAAAAUUGUUCUUACACCUCAUUUGAUCGGAGUAAAAAUACAAUAAAAUAAGUCUGAGAAAGACUUGGUGACACCUAAUUUCUCUCCAGAACUGAUAUAGCACCACCCUGUAUAUAUCUGCACAAUGCUUUAUUCCUCAUUCUUCAUAAACCUCACCUCUUUUGUCUGUCAUGAGUUUUCAUAUGUUUAGAUGUCUGCAGUAUGUAACACAGGGAGCAAGUGUACAGUGUACAUGUGCAAAUGUACAGAAAACAUUUAUAUAAGUGUUACACCAUACAGUCAUGUCACCCAAAGGCUAGGGUGUCCAUCCUCCCUGAAAAAUGCAAUACUUUAUGUUGCAAAAUGAUUGUAAUUUGCAGAAUAUAUUACAUUUACUUGAUGUUUGCAAUAUGGAACAAUUUUACAGAUACAACAUUUUAAAGUCAUAGCUAGAUAAUUGAAAUUACAUUAUUCCUAUG
Molecule: messenger RNA, 1043 nt
Organism: Lingula anatina
Lineage: Eukaryota; Metazoa; Brachiopoda; Lingulata; Lingulida; Lingulidae
Product: ATP-dependent RNA helicase A-like
Source: RefSeq, a predicted model, not a curated record